UCUAGCUGCUGGUGCAUGCAAAAAUGCAUCCUGCACCAGCUGAUGGAGAAAGCGCGUUGUGAGUAGAAUUUAGGUUUCCUUUGAUUUCGAUGCUUACCUCGCGAAUAGGCAUUCCGUUACCCAACGAAAGAUCGCGCCUACAGCUCGCCGAUUAACCAAUCACCCGCCCAGAUUGUUGGCAGAGGCGUGCACUGAUAUCAUCUCACUGAUAGCAGGACAGGACGUGCUACUUACGGUUCUUAUCCAGGGUAUCCAGGCUGCAUGAUAUCCGAGGAGUUGGCCAUAUAGUAUCGGGCGCUUUACCAUUUCUCCAAUUCUCAUUGCAGUGCCAUGGCAAACUAUAGACCGCGUGGGGCGAUCGCCAAAGUGUUCUUCGAUCGUAUCCACAACGACGACGUUAUACAGCAGAUCGAUAUGAUGACGUGGUACACGAUGAGCAAACUGCCCCGAAAGUAUGGCUGCCUUUACCACAAUCUGAACGGGCCCGAUGCACUAACGCUCGAAUGGCUGGAACGGUCGAAGAAGACGUCGGGCCGCAUUUGGCUGCAACUAUGCCACGAAAUUGCCAAACUGUUUCUCAAUAUGUUUAUGACGCAAACCGAUAUCAACGGGUUUCUGAAGCGAGGCUCAAUGUUCAUCCUCUCGGAAGCACAAUUUGACGAAUUUCUGACGGCCGGCGGAUUCUUUGAGCACCGCGAAAGGCAAUCAAUGCUCAGCAUCUGUGACAUUGGAGCCGGUGAUGGCGAGGUGACGCAACGGUUGGUCCGUACUCUGCAACAAAAAUCCAACUGGCUGCUGACGACAUACGCCACUGAAUCUAGUUGGACCAUGAGGAACCGACUGAACGAAAAGAACUUUGUCGUUCUGGAAAAUCUGAAUCAACUGCAACAUGCGGAUCUCAUCGUUUGCUUUAAUGUGCUCGACCGAUGCUUCGAUCCACACGUGAUGCUAAGCGAAAUCUACCAAUCACUGGAUCAGACGGGCUUUGCGUUGAUUGCACUAGUGCUACCUUAUAGCCAUUAUGUAGAGAAGAACUCAAGCCAUCUACCUCUGCGUACCUUGCUCGAACCGUGGCCCCCCGCUAAACGGCUCUCGGUAGAGGAGGAGUUGGAAAUGUUUUUCGAUGUGCUGCAGGCGGUCGGCUUUAAAAUACGAUUAUGGACGAAGGCACCGUACCUGUGCGAAGGAGACCUGCGCCAGUCGUUCUACUGGCUUACCGAUUACGUUGUACUGUGUUCAAAAUAAAUAAUGCAAUCAUUCCACAGAAUCCACAGAGUUGAUCCGAGUCCAAAUGGCCUCCAUCAUUGCAGCCACGUAUUAUCAGCUGGCGAUAAAAAAAAACUCUCGAAUGCAACAGGAAAACGUUUAAAUAGUAGAAUUGUAUUUUCCUCAGUUUCGUACGUUGCUCGGAAUGGUAAUGAUUGUAAACUUGAAUACUUUUCUACCACAACACAUGAUAUAUAGUAAAA
Anopheles darlingi is the source of this 1469-nucleotide messenger RNA. Its product is annotated as protein-L-histidine N-pros-methyltransferase. Gene Ontology annotation, molecular function: protein-L-histidine N-pros-methyltransferase activity. NCBI's taxonomy places the organism in Eukaryota, Metazoa, Arthropoda, Insecta, Diptera, Culicidae. The record is from RefSeq and is a predicted model, not a curated record. The transcript is spliced from 6 exons. The coding region runs from base 331 to 1245 and encodes 304 amino acids.